GGCGUCGGCGUAGGUGACUCGACUGCCUCCCCGACCUCCGCACUCCUCCUCUCUGUGCUCCAGGAGUCAACCGGCCGCAUCGCUACAAUUCUCUUUGCGCACCGUCUCGGCACGGCUCUUGAGCCAGAGUGUAAGAUGUUUCGCCUGGCCGCCGACGUUUUCAACGAUACAGCAAUGGUGCUCGAUUGCUUGUCGCCCGCUUUUCACAAACCAAUCCGUGUGGCGGUGUUGAGCUUUUCGAGUUGCUUGAGGGCACUGUGUGGAGUCUGUGCGGGCAGUGCAAAGGCAAGCUUGAGCGCACACUUUGCGAGCAAGGGCAAUCUGGGGGAGGUCAAUGCUAAAGACUCAAGCCAAGAGACGGUCAUAUCUCUACUGGGUAUGCUCGCAGGCAGCCUUGUGGUAUCGCAUAUAACCUCGCCUUUCGCGACGUGGACCACACUCCUCUUCCUCCUGGCUGUACACCUAGCCACCAACUAUGCCGCGGUGAAAGCCGUCCGUAUGCGGUCUCUUAACAGACAACGAGCCAAUAUCCUCUUCAGCAGCAUACUUCAACACGGUGUCGUCCUGAGCCCAAACGAGGUUUCCAAACGCGAAAGGAUCUUCCACAGAGGUGACGUACUGCGCUGGUCGGACGACGAAAUGCUCGGGCAUUGUAAGAUUGGCGUAUCUCUCCAGGAAAUGCUAGGCCGAAUGGGCGAGCAAAAUACGCAGACUGGCUCACUUGCGCUUCACGCUAUUCAAAUCUCCGAACUGCUUACCGUCUUCACCAGCGAGGCAUACAUAGCAUGUCCCGCCGCAUCCGCAGUCGACAUCUCAAUCGUACUGAAGGCAGGGUGUGGACCGAAUGAUCAGCUCAAAGCAUGGGCGCACGCACUGUUGCUUGCGAAGAGAGCCCGAGAUGGCAAAGGUCACUCGGGUAACAAGCCCAAUACAGCAUCAGCCCCGCCCAAGGAUCGCCUGAUUGCUGAGCUGAGGCAGACGUUGGAGGACGUCCGGGUGAUGUUUGACAAGUACGGGAACGAGAUGAUGGGGAAGGGAUGGGAUCUAGAUGUAGCUGCGAUGGAGACAAGGGCCGGGACACGGUUGCAGAUUGGGGUCCAACAGGUCGGAUGA
Alternaria alternata is the source of this 1113-nucleotide messenger RNA. RefSeq names its product DUF647-domain-containing protein. The annotation marks the transcript as partial. The transcript is spliced from 3 exons. NCBI's taxonomy places the organism in Eukaryota, Fungi, Ascomycota, Dothideomycetes, Pleosporales, Pleosporaceae. The record is from RefSeq and is a predicted model, not a curated record.